This is a messenger RNA of Blastocystis hominis, 1167 nucleotides long. RefSeq lists its product as hypothetical. Bases 1 to 1167 code for a protein of 388 amino acids. NCBI's taxonomy places the organism in Eukaryota, Bigyra, Opalinata, Blastocystidae. The transcript has 7 exons. The record is from RefSeq and is a predicted model, not a curated record.
AUGAGUUGGGUUUGCAAUGAAUGUCACUCUUACCUCAAACAUCCUGAUUUUGGAAACGAAGUGAAGGGAAGAGACUACCAUAUUGUGGAAGAUAGAUUAGAUAGCAAUGGUAAACCCCUCUUUUGUGAAAACGGCCGCGCAAGCAAUAGUUCGUGUGGAGUCUUCAAGUCCGUUCAGAGUGUUUAUUCGUUUACCACCGUUUCUGAGAUUAAUAGAGAGUGCCACAUCGAGGAUCAUUCCCUUAUUCAGCAAGAUUGGUCCUUGAGCACGGAUGAUUUGUUCCAGCUCAUGGACAAAUGCAAUCCGGGCUCUCUCUUUUCUCUGAGCACCUACGAGCAGUCCGUAGGCAAGUGCUGGUGGACAGCCGAAGUGGUGGAUACGAUAAUGGUCCAGAAAGGCUAUCGAAUAACUGUUUCAUCCAACUCCGACGUGUUUUUAUAUCUGGACAGCUCCCGGGUUUUGGAAUUGGCAGGGACAACGAACUCUCCAGUCGUUCAGAGUGUGGAUCUGGACGAUUUAUCGCUCAACGUCGGGCAAACCUACGAACUCAAGCUCUUCCUCACAAGUCGGCUUUCGUCUCCACUCAAUUUCACCCUUUCCACAAACAUUCUGCCGCUUUGCUAUCCUUCCUUCCACGCCGUCGACACGCUCCUCGAUUCCUGCCGACACGACGGUCAACUCGAGUCCAAUCCUUCCUUGAAAGCGAGAUCUAGAUCGAUCGCGGAUGGCUGGAAGUACCACUUCGCUCCGGGCAUGCGGAACUCCCUUCUCUUUGAUCGGAGAAUCUCGACCUUCUCGUCCUGGUCGCUUCUGUUUCGCUUUGGAUUCGUUUCGCUCCCCUUCCCCUUCCGCUUUCUUCUCAUGAAAUCGGGUCCGAACUACAGCCAAUUCGCCAAAAACGUUUAUCUGGAGAUCUACUUCUCGCAUUCGCCGGUUUUCACGAUCACGCUCUCGAUGGUGACUCCGGAGAACGCGGUGGUGCUUUCGAAAUACACGAGCGAGUCGUCGAUCGGCUGGUCGGAUCGAUGCGAGCUUCGCUACGAAGUGCAUUUGAAGCAGUUCUCGCUGCUGCUCCACACGCUGAACGGAACCGCGACGCUUUUCGAGAUGAGCCACAUCGAUCUGCAGAGCAGUUUGCAAUCCGACACGUCGCGAUGGAAUCAUUGA